Molecule: messenger RNA, 2007 nt
Organism: Melampsora larici-populina 98AG31
Lineage: Eukaryota; Fungi; Basidiomycota; Pucciniomycetes; Pucciniales; Melampsoraceae
Exons: 4
Biological process (GO): rRNA processing
Cellular component (GO): nucleus
Molecular function (GO): nucleic acid binding; RNA helicase activity; ATP binding
Source: RefSeq, a predicted model, not a curated record
UUUACCGAUAUACCUAUAUCAGCCGCUACACUUAAAGGUCUUCAAGCAGCCAAAUAUACAAAACUAACACCUAUACAAGCUUUAUCACUUCCUAGAGCUUUGAUGGGUAAAGAUGUACUGGGAGCAGCACGUACUGGAUCAGGAAAAACUUUGGCAUUUUUAAUACCAGUCUUGGAAAUGUUAUACCGAUCAAAAUGGGGUCAUAUGGAUGGUUUAGGUGCAUUAGUUAUUAGUCCCACAAGAGAAUUAGCAGUUCAAAUUUUUGAAGUUUUAAGAAGUAUUGGAAAAUUUCAUUCAUUUAGUGCUGGUUUAGUUAUUGGUGGAAAAAGUUUAGAAGAUGAAAGAGAAAGAUUAAGUAAAAUGAAUAUUUUGAUUGCUACGCCUGGUAGAUUACAACAACAUUUAGAACAAACUACUGGAUUUGAUUGUGAUAAUUUACAAGUCUUAGUGUUGGAUGAAGCAGAUCGAAUUCUUGAUAUGGGAUUCUCAAACUCGAUCAACGCAAUCAUCUCUAGUUUACCAGCUUCACGUCAAACCUUAUUGUUUUCUGCCACACAAACCAAAUCGGUCAAAGACCUUGCUCGACUAUCUUUAAGCGAGGACCCGGAGUACGUAGCGGCUCGUGAGACAGGGGUUGAUAGAGAUCUGACAACACCUAAAGAGCUACAUCAAAGCUAUAUGGUCAUCGAUCUUCAGUCUAAAAUGGAUUAUCUUUGGACAUUCUUGAAAACACAUUUAAAGAACAAAAUGAUUGUAUUCCUAAGUAGCUGUAAACAGGUACGAUUUGUUUACGAAACCUUUAGACACAUGCGUCCUGGAAUGCCACUAUUACACCUCCAUGGAAAACAAAAGCAAACCAAACGAUUAGAGAUAUACGAAAGAUUUUCAAGUUCACCAGAAGCAUGUCUUUUUGCUACCGAUAUUGCAGCAAGAGGCUUAGAUUUUCCAUCGAUCGAUUGGGUAGUUCAAGCAGAUUGUCCAGAAGAUUUAGAUACAUAUGUACAUAGAGUAGGUAGAACAGCAAGAUAUCAAAGUGGAGGGAAAGCAUUGAUAUUUUUAUUACCAUCAGAAGAAGAAGGCAUGGUAAGUAAAUGGGAAGAAAGAGGAAUCGAAGUGAAGAAAGUGAAACCGAAUGAUUCUAGAAAACAAACUAUACAACAUAAACUUCAAGCUCAAAUGUUUAAAUUUCCAGAUAUUAAAUUUUUAGGACAAAGAGCAUUUAUUUCAUAUGUUAGAUCGAUUUAUUUACAAAGGAAUAAAAAGAUUUUCAAAUUAGAUCAACUCGAUUUAACUGCUUUUGCUGAAUCAUUAGGUUUACCUGGAGCUCCUCAAGUUAAACUUACGGGACAAGGGAAUGGUGGAUUUGCAGGUGGGACGGGCGAGAGCGCCAAAGCGAAAAAGAAUGCACCUAGGACUGAAAGUUCAGAUUCCAGUGAUCAAGAGUCAUCAAAGUCAGUAUCACGGAAGGAGUCUAAAACGACAGAAGCCAGUAAACCUGCAGUUCGAACUAAAUAUGAUCGAAUGUUCAAUCGAAAAAAUCAAGACAUUCUUUCACAUCAUUAUAACAAGGUGAUUGAUCGAGAAAAUGAUCAAUCUGAAGAAGAUGAUGAUGAUGAAUUCAUUAAAGUUAAACGAGUAGAUCACGAAUUAGAUCAAGCAGAGGCAGCUAUACCAGAUUCAGCAUAUUUAUCUAAACGAAAACUUAAACUAGCUACAUCUAAAAAAGCCAUUGCAAUGUCAGGUAUAGGAUUAGGUAAAAAGAUAAGAUUUGAUGAAACAGGUGAAGGUCAUGAUGCAUAUAAGAUUUUAGGAGAAGAAGAAUUUCUUGAAAGUCAUAAUGUUAAUGAUGAGAUUAAACAGUUCGUGAAUAGAGAAAGUCAAAAGAUUAAAGAAGUCGAUCAGAAAGAUAGGUUAGUUGAAAAAGAUAAAAAGCUUGAAAAGAAACGUAAAAGGAAAACUAAUCAAGAGAUCGUAAGUCCAUCUCUAUAUAUACUUGAUCUAUUUUAG